Plutella xylostella (diamondback moth) is the source of this 931-nucleotide messenger RNA. RefSeq lists its product as uncharacterized. NCBI's taxonomy places the organism in Eukaryota, Metazoa, Arthropoda, Insecta, Lepidoptera, Plutellidae. The record is from RefSeq and is a predicted model, not a curated record.
UAACAGUAUAUAAAGGGUACCAAAUGGUAAGAAAGCAUAGUUACCCUCAGGGAUUCUAGACGAAGACCAUGGCAGCCUACACAUUCGCUUUCGCCGCUAUCGGCUUGAUUGCACUCCUGGGACAGACGAGUGGCCUGCCCUGCGCAACAUGCCCUGGCGGUCAGUGGACUGCUCCUCCAGCAAACCAACAUCAUGCACCAGCACCUCAACAGCAGCCACAGAACGGCGGCAGCGGCGGACUACUGGGCGGCGGUCUAGUUGGAAACAACGACAUCUUGAAUGGUGUUCUCAGUAAUAACUACAAGCCGUCACCGGCCUCUCAAGCCCCUGUACAACAGCAGUGGCAGCCUCAGAACCCCGGACUAGUGCAAGGUUUACUAGGAGGCCCUUUGCUUUCAGACAACAGUAUCUUGAAUGGUCUUGGCAGUAAUAAUUACAAGCCGUCAUCGGCCCCUAAAGGUUCUCAGUGGGAUAGUCCUCAGCAACAGUGGACACCCUCGCAACCGCAACACCCUGCACCAGCACCUCAACAGCAGCUACAGAACGGCGGCAGCGGCGGACUACUGGGCGGCGGUCUAGUUGGAAACAACGACAUCUUGAAUGGUGUUCUCAGUAAUAACUACAAGCCGUCACCGGCCUCUCAAGCCCCUGUACAACAGCAGUGGCAGCCUCAGAACCCCGGACUAGUGCAAGGUUUACUAGGAGGCCCUUUGCUUUCAGACAACAGUAUCUUGAAUGGUCUUGGCAGUAAUAAUUACAAGCCGUCAUCGGCCCCUAAAGGUGGAAGAGGCCUUAUUAGUGGCAAUAAUAUCGGAGAUGGAAUAUUGUCCAACCAUUAGACUACAGACUACAGGUCGGCAAUGGAAGGACAUCUACACUACAUAAAUCAUUUUGAUAUUAUUUAUGUGAAAUAAAUAUUUAUUGACAGUAA